Molecule: messenger RNA, 1980 nt
Organism: Patiria miniata (bat star)
Lineage: Eukaryota; Metazoa; Echinodermata; Asteroidea; Valvatida; Asterinidae
Product: histone H3.3A
Exons: 3
Coding region: 163-573 (136 amino acids)
Cellular component (GO): nucleosome
Molecular function (GO): structural constituent of chromatin; protein heterodimerization activity; DNA binding
Source: RefSeq, a predicted model, not a curated record
AUUCCACGAAACCGACCAAUGGAAAUAUCUGGCUCAUAAGAUUUCGGAACUUCAUUGAUAAAAAUAACUAGUGCGGGAUUUCCACAUGCUGAUGUCACAUUGUUGUUUGGAAGGGAAUCGUGUGCACCGAGACAGGAACAUCGUGAGGAACAGUGAAAAAUCAUGGCUCGUACCAAGCAGACCGCCAGAAAGUCUACAGGAGGCAAGGCCCCUCGUAAGCAACUUGCCACUAAGGCUGCACGUAAGAGUGCCCCCUCAACCGGAGGUGUGAAGAAGCCCCAUCGUUACAGGCCUGGUACAGUGGCUCUCCGUGAAAUUCGGCGGUACCAGAAGAGCACAGAGUUGCUGAUCCGCAAACUCCCAUUCCAGCGUCUGGUUCGUGAGAUCGCCCAGGACUUCAAGACGGAACUGAGGUUCCAGAGUGCAGCCAUUGGUGCCCUCCAGGAAGCCAGCGAGGCUUAUCUGGUGGGUCUUUUCGAGGACACCAACCUGUGUGCCAUCCACGCAAAGAGAGUGACAAUCAUGCCCAAGGACAUCCAGCUGGCCAGAAGAAUCCGUGGAGAACGUGCUUAAGAAAUGCAAUUCUGUGCUCAACUCCUGUAGUUUAGUUCAAAAACACUGCUAUCGUUGGUCAGUUCUUGAAGAAAAGUUGUUCGGAGGAUAAAACAGUUGCUAGCUAGCUGAUUGACAACCAACUAUGAGAAGCAGAAUCUAUUUGUAAAUAGUAUUAUUCCCCACUUGUAUCUGAAGAUCUUGGUACUAUAUUUUGGAACAUAUUUUACUAUAAUUAUAAGGUUAACCAUGAUAGAAGCCAAGUUGGCUAUUCAUCCUUUUUGAAUUUCGGAAACGAUGUUCACUCGCCCCAAAACUAAACAACAGAUCAGUGUGGUUUUUAACUUGUGUGUUUAUUGUGACCAUGUGUAUUAUGACCUCAUUUUAAUAUCCAGAACAUUUUGUUUUUUAAGUUUUGUAAAUGUUAGUUCAAGACCAGUCUGAAUGUUGGGAAAUCUUGCUUCACUACCUGUUUAAAGACGAGUAAUUGCUACCUCACAGAACUGAGCAGAAGACUUGAGGGAAACGUCAUUGAAAACAGAAAACUGCCUGUAUUGGGGCAAUGGGGUAUCUAUGGGCCCAGUUCCCUAUUUAUAAGGGAACAAAAUCCACUUUUAAAUUAUUUGUCCUGACAAAUUUAGAACAUGCAGUAAAUAGACGUGUUAGAGGGCAGGUUUUUGAAUUUUUUAGGACAAUUUCAGAGCAAGUGACGAUGAUAUAACGCAACAUGAAAAUGAAGGUGGCGAUCACUGCGCAACAUACUGUGAACGCUCAAGGCGCGCUGAAUUGCACUGCAUCAACUGUAAACCGCGUAAGAAAGUCUGCUCUAUGUUGAAAAGGUCAUUUACAUUGUAAUUUGAAAAAAAACAUGGGCCCCACUACACGAUAGCCAGUAUUGGUGCAAGAAUUUGAAAUGCUAUUUUCAUAACAUGUACACCAGUAGUGAAGUGGGAUUUUAAAAACUUAAUUUAUUGAAUCUAUAGUGAUAUGUAAACACUUAGUUUUCAACAUUUAGUAUUUCAUUUUCACAACGAUGGUGUUUCAAUGAUCCAUUCUCAUCUGAAUUGGGAUCUGAAUUUGCAGAUAAAUUUCAGUUACUAGGUUGACAUUUUUAAUGCAUGUACAUGUACAGCCAGUUGGGACAUUAAUUUUGUCUUCAAAUUCAACACUUAAUACAUGUACAUGUAUGUAACUGAAGUAAAAUUUUCUAGGCUUUUUAAAAAAACAGCUGAUUCGAAUUGAAUAUGUAUGCAUAAUUUGGAUGUUUCAUCUUGUCGACCUACAUGUAUACAUGUACAAUGUAUUUCUAAUCGGACCUCACCUGUACAUAAGUUGAAGUAGGUAGCCAACAUUACUCGUGUUUUAUAUCUCCACAGGAUGUUAGGUGUUUGUUACCAAUCCCAAUAAAACGAAUCACCAUCUAAUCAA